AGGGAGGCGAGGGACCAGAGACGAGAGAGGAAAGGACGCGGCGGGGACGAGAGUGAGGACCCGCAGAGCCCCUGUCUGGGGAGGCAGGAAGGGGCGGCCCGCCCCGCCAAGGGAGGCCCUGGGCGGGCGGAAACUACUUAUAUAUUUUGACUGAAGCUCAAAGUCUUGUUCGAUGACGACAUCUCUCACAAUGUUUUAUGGAUCUCCUUCUACCAUGUCCCCACCUAGCAAGAGCAAACUAAAGCGUCAAAGUCGCCUGCUCUCCCACAUGCUAUCCCGAACACUGAGCUACAAGGACAGAGGCUCUGAUUCUACUUUUCCCAGCUUGGGCGCCAGUGAUGACCCUGCAGAGCUUUCCACACAACUUUCUGCCCCAGGUGUCCUGAAGGUGUUUGGGGACAAUGUCUGUACAGGUGCCCACUACAAGAGUGUCCUGGCCACGGCUAGCUCUAGUGCUCAGGAGCUGGUAAAGGAGGCACUGGAGCGUUACACUUUGAAUGCGGCAUCAGCCAGCCAGUAUGUGCUAUGUGAUGUGGUGGGGCGAUUUGGGGACUUAGGACAACAAUGGCAGGCAGAAUGCCUUCGAGUGCUACGAGAUAAUGAGAAGCCCCUUUUGAUCCAGGACCUGUGGAAGCCCAGAGAAGGCUUCUCCCGGAGGUUUGAGUUGAGAAAGAGGUCAGAGGUGGAAGAAUUGGCUGCCAGGGAUGUGGAUACCAUCACUGCAGGGAUCAAUGCUCAGGCCAGAAAACUCCAGAAGAAUCGUGCAAAGGGUGCUGCAACACUGACAGCAGGAUGUAAACGGAACUCCACUCCUCCCACACUCCGGCGCACAGUUAGUGAGACCAGCUUGAGCCGUACCAGUACCCAAGAAGAGGAGCCAAAGGGCCCUUAUUCUGCCUUACUAGAGCCCAGCCAAAGCCGAGAGGACCCAGGCAAGGAGCUUCGGGAUCCGCUUUUGGAGAGAAAUAGCAGUAGCAAUAUGCGAUAUUCACUUUACCAAUCACCGCACCUUCUCCUUCUGCAGGGCUAUAGUCAGCAGCAUGAUAGUUUAGUGUAUGUGCUCAACCGUGAACAGCACACAGUAGGCCAGAGGACUCCCUCUAGCAAGCCCAGCAUCAACCUUUCGGCCCCAGACAUUCUGCCCCUCCACUGUACCAUCCGUCGGCUCCACCGCUCCAGCCAUUCAAGAUGCUCCCAAGCGGAAGAGAAGCUUAUUCUUGAGCCAAUACCUGGGGCUAGUAUAUCUAUCAACUUCUCAGCGGUGGGGAAAACUAUGGUACUCCACCAUGGAGACCUUCUCUCCUUGGGGCUUUACUACCUGCUGCUUUAUAAGGAUCCUGCGAGAGCCCAAGCCCUCCCUGCCCAGACCCUGGCACGGCUCAAAGCUGUCCCACGAACAUCAGACCCUGUCACCUGUAGAAUGUGUGGGACAGUGCUCAGAGGCAGAGCACCUUCCUCAUCCAAGAGGCAUGGAGCUCUGCCUAGUCAGACGACCCCUCGGCAAAGGCUUCACCUGGAGUUCGAGCCAGCGGUAGAGGAUGUGCUGGUGAAGAGGAUCAUGACAUUGAUUGAGCCAGGGGGUGAUGACCAUAAGCUGACACCUGCUUUCCUACUCUGCCUCUGCAUCCAACAUUCUGCCACCAACUUUGAGCCAGGCGAAUUUGGGCAGCUACUGCUUAAACUGGCCAAACUGAUACAGAGGACUGUCUGGGAAAAAACCAAAGAACUAGCCGAGAAACAGUCUCAGCACCAGGAUCCUAUCUCUCUUGCCCGUCUCACCAUUGCUGACCUACUGCCAGACCUCCAGCAUAUUCUUUUCUGGAUGUCUAACUCCAUUGAGCUCCUUUACUUUGUUCAGCAGAAAUCUCCACUCUACAUCCAGAGCAUGGAAGAGGAGCUGGAUGUCAAAGGUUCUAAGGAGUCACUGUUUUCUUCAACCAUCACAGCCAGUGAGGAAGCCAUGACAGUUUUAGAGGAAGUGAUCAUGUACACAUUCCAGCAGUGUGUAUAUUACAUCUCUAAGUCUCUUUAUGUCUCUCUGCCCAUUCUACUGGAGUGCGUCCCUUUCCAGAAUGAGAACCGGGAAAGUUGGUGCUCAGCCCCACAACUGCCUGAGGAGCUCCGACGUAUUGUGUCCAUCUAUCAGGCCACCUUCGACCUCCUUCAGCAGUAUGAGGUUCACCCAGAGAUUGCUUCCCAGAUGUUUGCCUACCUCUUUUUCUUCUCCAACACACUGCUCUUCAACCAGCUCUUGGACAGAGGACCUGCACUGAGCUGCUUCCACUGGCCAAAAGGAGUACAGGUUUGUGCUCGUUUACAGCAGCUCCUGGAAUGGGCACAGAGUUUGGGCUUGGGGCCGCUGGCAGAGCAGUUCUUCAAGAAGCUUUCCUGCACAGCCAGUCUCUUGGCUACACCUAGUGCCCAGCUGAUACAGAUGACCUGGUCAUCCCUGAGGACUCAGUUUCCAGAACUAGGCCCUGCCCAGCUCCAUCGGCUGUUGACUCAGUACCAGCUAGCCUCUGACAUUGGUUCUGUGACUGCAUGGGAGCCUCUAGAUGAAGACAGACUCAAAGCCUUCAGGACAGAGGAUGUCCUGGAGUCUUAUGAUAAUCACCCACCUAUUGUUCUGCCAAGUGGAGGGUUCAAGGUAGACUUGGAAGUGGAAUCCCUGGAUGAUAAUAUUUAUCGACACCUUCUUUAUAUCCGUCACUUCCUAUGGAGUCUACAGAGCAAGUCCUCCCAUGCUAGAGGUCCUGAACCAGAAAAUCUGAAGGGUUUGCAUCACACUAUUCCUGAAGGGAACUCAGAGAGUCGGAGUAGUCUAGUAACUUCCAGGGAUGCUGGGGACCAACUGGAUUCAAAGCAUUCAGUGGGCGCAGUGGGCAGGGCAGUUGGAGAGGCAGCCAAAACCCUAUCUGUCCCGGCCAGUGGAGUUUCUCGAGCUCAGUCCCCUGGUCGAACCCCUCUCCUGGAGAAGCUAAAGCCACAGAACAGCACCAGCAGGAACGGCCCUAAGACGAACACACCUCACGGGGAUUCUUCCUGUCUGUUGACCCCUCCCAACACACCACUCAACUUUGAAGGCAGAAGUCAGGAUUCUCCCCAGCCCAGUGGCAGCUGUGAAAAACCCCUACAUGAGCUGAAGAGGAAUGGCCUUAGUGCUCAGAGCACUGUACAGGAAGGAGAUUCUCCCACCCCCUUUGAUUAUCCUACCCCAGCUUCCUCCAGCCGCAGUUCAGCCACCGAUGACUUCUGUUAUGCCUUUGUGGUGGAGUUGGAGAAAGGACCCAUUGGGCUGGGGAUGGGCCUCAUAGAUGGGCUGCACACUCCUCUAAAUGCUCCUGGUAUCUACAUCCGGACUUUGAUCCAGGACAGCCCAGCAGCCUCUGAUGGUAGACUUUCCUUAGGAGAUCGCAUUCUUGCAGUGAAUGGUACCAGUUUGAUUGGCACAGAUUAUCAAAGUGCUGUGGACUUGAUCCGAUCUGGGGGAAAGAAGCUACGGUUUCUGGUUGCUAAGUCAGACAUAGAAAUAACUAAGAAAAUCAGCUCAAGCACCUCUCCUUCCUAAGGCUUUUGUUCAAGGACAGCUCUACAUAUCUGACUGUAUCAAGCCCUUGUCAAGCUCUGCUUGAUAAUUUUCCUAGAAGGUGGGAAUCCAGCAUGCUGCAAUGUUUGCUCGAUGUUACAUCCUGUAUUUCAUGUGAAAGAAAUUUAGUGUAAAACGACCAACAGGGUUUAUAAAGUGAGUGGGUGCUGCAGUACGUGUACAGCCUGCAAACUAAACAAUGGGGACAUCACAUGUGACUCAUCUCAAAAUGUUAGCAUGAUUAACUAUUACUCCCCCUGCCUCCCUCCAAAAUGUCUGGGCCAGGGGGGGUUUAGGUGUCCCUUAUUACAGUGUUUUACUGUUUGUUGUAUGUGAACUUUGUAUAGUACACAUGUGAAAAUACUAUACUGGAUAGUUUACUAGAUAAUCUUUUCCAUGUUCCCAAACUCAAAAAGCAUUAUUAUGCUACAGCUGGGGCCUGAGAAAAGGAAGACAAAUUCUUGGCCAGAGUGGUAUACACACCUGAUUUUUACAUACUGACAUUUUUACCAUCAGCCAAAGAUUUAUGAAAUAGCAGGCAUCCUACUAAAGGAACAACAGAAAGGUACCAGCCUCCUAAAUAUACAAGAGUCGCAUGGAAUGAGUUGAAAUUGUCUGCAGAGGACUAGCUACUAACCAUAUUAUUCAUUUUCUACAGAUAAAAAGAAGUUUGUGACUAAAUAUUAACUUGGUUCUUUUAUGCUAACAGUUCCUAACAAACAGAUUUCUUCUUGGAUCUCUGGUAACAAGCUGGAUGCCUAAGCUGGUUCUCUCACCAAGCCACAUGAGCCCUUGAACAUAUCUGGAAUAUUUUAGCUUAGAUGGUUUGGUAUCAGAAACCCCUCCCUGUGCAUUUUUCUGGACGGGCUGUCCCUUAGGUGUUACCCUAAGUGCCUUCUUGAGACAGUGGGUAGUGCCAAACUCAGCCUGACCCAAAACCAAGCAUUCCCCUUUCAGCAAUCUAGUCAUACAUCUUUGAGGGCUGACACUAGUCAUUUUCUUCAGAACUUUUUAGCCAAAGGUAACAGUCAAAACUAAUGGAGUGGGGUUUAGUGUCCAGAUGGCUUACAGACCAACCAUAACAAAGUAACUCUGUUUGGAUUGUGAAUGAAGCUGAUUGAAAUUAAAACCAUGGAGAAUGGUUCUUUGGGGCAAGAGAAACUGAUGAAGGGUUUUAC
Molecule: messenger RNA, 4764 nt
Organism: Dromiciops gliroides (monito del monte)
Lineage: Eukaryota; Metazoa; Chordata; Mammalia; Microbiotheria; Microbiotheriidae
Gene: RADIL
Product: Rap associating with DIL domain
Exons: 15
Coding region: 173-3568 (1131 amino acids)
Biological process (GO): signal transduction; neural crest cell migration; substrate adhesion-dependent cell spreading
Cellular component (GO): microtubule
Molecular function (GO): GTPase binding
Source: RefSeq, a predicted model, not a curated record